AUGAGAGAAAUCUUACACAUCCAGGGCGGACAAUGCGGUAACCAGAUCGGCGCCAAAUUCUGGGAAGUAAUAUGCGACGAGCACGGCAUCGAUCACACCGGAAAAUACAACGGAGACUCCGAGCUCCAGCUUGAGCGGAUUAAUGUCUAUUACAACGAAGCCAGUGGCGGAAGGUACGUUCCACGCGCCGUCCUCAUGGAUCUUGAACCCGGCACCAUGGAUUCCGUUAGAUCCGGUCCGUUUGGCCAGAUCUUUCGUCCGGACAAUUUCGUAUUCGGUCAGUCCGGUGCCGGUAAUAAUUGGGCGAAAGGUCAUUACACUGAAGGCGCCGAGCUUAUCGAUUCCGUCCUUGACGUUGUUCGCAAGGAAGCCGAGAAUUGCGAUUGCCUUCAAGGAUUUCAAGUGUGUCAUUCUUUGGGAGGUGGCACGGGUUCUGGUAUGGGAACUCUUUUGAUUUCGAAGAUUCGAGAGGAAUAUCCUGAUCGGAUGAUGUUGACGUUUUCGGUGUUUCCUUCGCCCAAGGUGUCUGAUACGGUUGUGGAACCGUAUAAUGCCACGCUUUCUGUUCAUCAGCUUGUGGAGAAUGCGGAUGAAUGUAUGGUGUUGGAUAAUGAGGCGCUCUAUGAUAUUUGCUUUCGGACUUUGAAGCUCGCCACACCUACGUUUGGUGACCUUAACCACCUAAUUUCCGCCACCAUGAGUGGAGUUACUUGUUGUCUACGUUUCCCUGGACAAUUGAACUCUGAUCUUCGUAAGCUUGCUGUCAAUCUCAUCCCAUUCCCGCGGCUCCAUUUCUUCAUGGUUGGGUUUGCACCCUUGACAUCAAGAGGAUCCCAGCAGUAUCGUGCUUUGACUGUACCCGAAUUGACUCAGCAGAUGUGGGAUGCCAAGAACAUGAUGUGUGCUGCUGAUCCACGCCAUGGCCGUUACUUGACCGCAUCAGCAAUGUUCCGUGGUAAGAUGAGCACAAAGGAAGUUGAUGAGCAGAUGAUCAAUGUGCAAAACAAGAACUCUUCUUACUUUGUUGAGUGGAUACCUAACAAUGUCAAGUCCAGCGUGUGUGAUAUCCCACCUAAGGGCCUUAAGAUGGCAUCUACAUUCAUCGGUAAUUCAACUUCAAUCCAGGAGAUGUUCAGAAGAGUUAGUGAGCAGUUCACAGCUAUGUUCAGGCGCAAGGCUUUCUUGCAUUGGUACACUGGUGAGGGAAUGGACGAAAUGGAAUUCACCGAGGCUGAGAGUAACAUGAAUGAUCUUGUCGCUGAAUAUCAGCAAUACCAGGAUGCAACUGCUGAUGAAGAAGAGUAUGGGGAGGAGGAAGAAGAGGAGAAUGGUGCUUAA
This is a messenger RNA of Vicia faba (fava bean), 1338 nucleotides long. Lineage: Eukaryota; Viridiplantae; Streptophyta; Magnoliopsida; Fabales; Fabaceae. The record is from the annotation of a GenBank genome assembly.